GUGGCGGGGCCCGGCGGUCCCCCCGCAGCCCCGCCCCCGCCUGCGCGCCGCCCCCGAGGAGUCCGCGGGGAGGAGGAGACUCGGGCGCAGAGCGGGGGCCGCGGGAAGCGGGAAGGAGCGCGGGGAGGCGCGGGGCCGGGGCCGGCCCAAGGGCGCCCUCGCCUCGGAGCCGGGCGAGGGAGGCGAGCGCGAAGUUUGGCGGCGGCGGCCGGGCCGGGCGUCCCGGGGUCGCGAGCGGCGGGGCCAUGGGGGCGCGCACGGGCGGCGGGGCGGGCGCGGAGGCGGCUCGGUGCGCGCGGAGCCCCCCGAGCGGCGCGGCGGCCGCGGCGCAAAGUUAGCCCGGCGCCCCGGGACGAGCCCCGCAGCCGCCCGCCGCCCCCGGACCCGCCGCGGCAUGGGCGAGCACCCCAGCCCGGGCCCCGCAGUGGCCGCCUGCGCCGAGGCCGAGCGCAUCGAGGUGCUGGAACCCGAAGCCGACGAGCGGCCGCCCGCGGCGCCCGAGGACCACUGGAAAGUCCUGUUCGAUCAGUUGGACCCUGGGAACACAGGCUACAUCAGCACAGGCAAGUUCCGGAGCCUCCUGGAGAACCACAGCUCCAAGCUGGACCCGCACAAAAGGGAGGUGCUCCUGGCCCUUGCUGACAGCCAUGCAGAUGGACAGAUUAGCUACCAGGAUUUUGCCAAUCUGAUGAGUAACAAGCGCUCCAACAGCUUCCGCCAGGCCAUCCUGCAGGGGAACCGGCGGCUGUGCAGCAAGGCCCUGCUGGAGGAGAAGGGGCUGAACCUCUCGCAGCGGCUCAUCCGCCACGUGGCCUAUGAGACGCUGCCCCGCGAGAUUGACCGGAAGUGGUACUACGACAGCUACACCUGCUGCCCGCCCCCCUGGUUUAUGAUCACAGUCACGCUGCUGGAGGUGGCCUUCUUCCUCUAUAAUGGGGUGUCGCUGGGUCAGUUCGUGCUGCAGGUGAGCCACCCACGCUACCUGAAGAACUCCCUGGUCUACCACCCACAGCUCCGAGCACAAGCUUGGCGCUACCUCACCUAUAUCUUCAUGCACGCGGGGGUAGAACAUCUUGGACUCAAUGUGGUGCUGCAGCUCCUGGUGGGGGUGCCCCUGGAAAUGGUGCACGGAGCAACCCGCAUCGGGCUCGUCUAUGUGGCCGGCGUUGUGGCAGGGUCCUUGGCAGUGUCUGUGGCUGACAUGACUGCACCUGUCGUUGGCUCCUCUGGAGGGGUGUAUGCUCUCGUCUCUGCCCAUCUGGCCAACAUCGUGAUGAACUGGUCGGGCAUGAAGUGCCAGUUUAAGCUACUUCGGAUGGCAGUGGCCUUGAUCUGUAUGAGCAUGGAGUUCGGGAGAGCCGUGUGGCUGCGCUUCCACCCGUCGGCCUAUCCCCCGUGCCCUCACCCCAGCUUCGUGGCGCACCUGGGCGGCGUGGCCGUGGGCAUCACCCUGGGCGUGGUGGUCCUGAGGAACUACGAGCAGAGGCUGCAGGACCAGUCGCUGUGGUGGAUUUUUGUGGCCAUGUACACCAUCUUCGUGCUGUUCGCCAUCUUCUGGAACAUCUUUGCCUACACCCUGUUGGACUUAAAGCUGCCGCCGCCCCCCUAAGGGGCGCAGGACAGAGGUGGGGGCCCGGGGAGGAGAGAGAGCUCACUGCCCGCCUCGCCUGUCCAGGGAGGCCAGAAGGAGACCCCCGGAGCCUCGGGGCCGCUGCUAUAAUACGUGCGUUCGGGUUGGUACAGGCAGAGGAGGCUCCUUCCCCCAGGGUGCCUGCUGAGGAGUUGAGGGUGGCCACCAUCGCUGUUUCUAGACUGUUCUGGAAGGCCUGUGGUGGGAGGAGAGUGGCCUUCCCCUUGGGCGGGGCCUGUUCCACUGCUUCUGGGGUCAGGGGUGGGGCAGCAGCUCUCACCCCACCCUCCACCCUGGGAGACCCUCAGAGAGUCAGCAGGGCUGAGUGGGCAGCAGCCCCACAGGCUCUUGUCCAGCCCGGAGGGACUCAUGAGCCGGGACACGUCCCUCUGCUGCUGUGGGGCCUGGACGAAGCGAUGGUGGCCUGGGGGGACCUGGGAAUGCUUCCUGUGCCUGGGGCUGGGCACGGCGGGGUAGGCAGAGGAGUGAGAUGCAGACUGUGGGGGUCCCUGCCCUGGGAGGGGGGCACCCAUCCUGAUGACCCACCUGGAGGUAAUAAACUUCAUGCCAGUUUCCGCCCCAGCAAAUACCUGGGGCGUUCUCCCUCCCUGCCGCCCCGGGGGCCCACUUGGCUCACCACUGCCCAGCGUCUGUGCCCUGCCGAGGCUUUAGGGUCUCUUCUUGCCCUGCCACUGCCCUGACCCUACAUUGUGCCUCUUCUUUGGUUCUAGACGCAGCGUUGUGUAGUGUGUGUGCGUGUGGCUUGUGCGUGUCUCCGUGAGCAGAGGUGCCGGUGUGACAGGAGGGAGCCCGGGAGGGCCGCGGGAGCCUGCAGAGCCUGUGUGGGAGGAACGGGGGUCCUGGGUGGGAAGGGGUGCUGGGAGUGCUGAAGGUGUUGGGCGAAGCUUGUCUCUUCCUGCCCCAUCCUGGUCCCCCCAGGAUCCGUCACAAUCAUCCACUAGCAAUGGACCCAAGAUUUGUUGGUGGGGGGCAAACCUUGAACCCUUCCAGUUAUCCUCCAAAACAUGGGGGCCGGAGUGAAAGCAGGGUGGGUAGGGCUUUUACCUUGCACUCAGCUGACCCUGGGUUCAAGCCCUGGCACUCCAUGUGGUCCCCCAAGUCCCGCCAAGAGUGGUCACUGAGCUCAGAGCUGGGAGUAAGCCCUGAGCAUCGCCCAGGGUGGCCCCCAAACCAAAAAUGAAUCAGAGAAGGACCUUGAGGCUGGAAAGAUAGUAGAGGGGUUGAGGUGUUUGUCUUGCAUGAGGCUGACCCCGCUUCAAUCCCUGGCACCGCAUGGCCCCCGGGGUGACCUCCAAGCAAGGAGCAGAGUCACCCCUGGGUGUCACAGGAUGUGGCCCAACCCUGCUGCUCUAAAACAAAAGCCAAGAGAAGGGCCGCAGGGAGGAGUGUAAGAAGAGAGAGAGGGUGAGGAAUAUUGAGGCCAAGUUUUCACUUGAGCCAGGGGGACAGGAAAAAGGACAACUGAGGAGGGAAAUGCUUCUUAAGCAGCAUUGUGGGGUGCUGGGUGAGUGCCAGGGGGGAGAGCAAGACCCAACGAGCAGCUCAGGGCUGGGAGGGGCCUUGGAGAGGACCCGGUCCACUCUGCGCCCUGCUUUUUAUGGUGGGAAAAUAAGGCCAGUGACCCUCGACUCGGAGCUGCUGUGCCCCAGAAUGGGAGUCGGCAGUGUAGCCAACACCAGGUGUCAUGGCCUUGACAUGGCUCUUGGGACAGGCAAAGGGCUGGAUCCAGGUAGGAACAAGGAUGGAAGAACAGGGACCUGCAAGCCGCGCACCUCCCUGGCAUGAGGGGAGGUCCCGAGUCAGCGGGGCCAGGUCCCUGGGGUUUCCUGGGUCCAGCGAGUGCCCUGUCCAGGGGCUGCCUCCACAGGGCCAGACAGCCCCCCUCAGCCUAGGAUUGAGCCAAGCCCUCCCCAUCUUUGCCCGGUGCUAAAGAGACUGUCCUUGGCCCCACUCGGGCGCCUGGCCCUCAGAGCGGAGGGCAGAGAGGGACCAGUCUGCCAGCUGAGACGGGAGCCAGGCUUGGGCUGCAGCCGCUGCCAGCCCUGAGUGGGGCCGGCCCAACCCUGAGGCCAACAGCAGCUGGGUCCUACUGGCAGGGGCUGAAGGGGGCUCCUCCGGGUCCUGUCCUGGCACUUGGGGGCUCUGGGGUGGGAGGGAGGGGCCGGAGAAGAAGAUGGUGCUUGCUGAGGCCAGGCCCUUCUCCGCUCAGAGUGCGGAGGUUCCAGGUCUCAGAGCAGCAGAUGUGCCCAGUUCCCUCCAGGCCCCAGACUACAGUUUGUCACCCAGGCCCGUGGCAGAGAAUCUCAGCUGCUGUCCUGUCCGUCCUGGGGGGCCCGGGACCUGCUCCACAGUCUCGCCUGCAUCUCGGGCUCCCAGCCGUCCCAUCAGCUGUGUUCAAAAGUGUCCUCGGGGGCGCAGAGAAUACGGCACCUGGUAGGGUGCUUGCCUUGUAGCAGCUGACCCCGCUUCAAUCUCCGGCACUCUGGAGGGUCCCCUGAGUUUUUCCAAGAAUGAUCCCUGAGCUUAGAGCCAGAAGGAGGCCAUGAGCACAGCUGGGUGUGACCCCAACCCCAUCCCACCCACCAAACACACACACACACACACACACACGCACACACACACACACACACACACACACACACAAAACCCACUCCUUAAAACAAGUGUCCCUCUGUCUGCUUCAUACCACCCCAUCUCCCAGGCAAGCCUCCCAGGGGUGACACAGACUCCUCACAGGACCCAGGCCACCGAACCUGGUGAGGACAGCUGACUUCAGAGUGGCUGACUCUCCCCAGGAAGUUCCUCCGUGCCCCUGCCACCAGCACCCCGCCUGCAGUGUCCCAGAUCUCUCUUUCCUCAUCCAUCCCUCCGCCCCUGUGCCACACCCACUGAGAUGGGCAGGCUGUGGGGGGAAGGAGGACCUGCACCCACAGAUCCAGAGAGCUGGGCAUCCCCACCCAGCAGCUGUCCACGCCUGUUCGUUCAUCACCAGAGGAGUCACGGAGCCUGGGGAAAUCUCACUUGAAUGGCACCGUUCCUUGCUCUUCCUUGCUCGUUGUCUGAUUGGGGGAGGCUCCCCACUGAGGCUCUCUGGCCAGCUCACAGGACUGUUAGUUUCCCUGGGAACCAUUCUUGCCUAGGGAAUUAGGGGCAUCCCUGCUCACCAUGCCCAGACCUUCCCUUCUAGUAUCCAGUUUCGCCUCUGCAAAUGCUACUGAUUUCCGGGUGCAGUGAAGCCCUUUCCUGGCAUCAUCGGUGUGGCUUUGUGGUGCUGGCCAGGAAGCACCCCCACUCCUCUGCCUUAAAAUAGUGCCCACGCCAACCCCCUCGCCCCCAGGACUUAAGUAAGUGGAAAAUCGAAACAAAACAUGAGCUGCAAUGUUUGUUUCUAAAUAUUUUUGUAUUGUGUACAUUCUGUAUAUUUUUGUUGUAACAUAUUAUUUGAGCACAGAUUCCAUUAAAGAUUUUUUUUAAACCAUCGUUUUCCAGAAGUGA
This is a messenger RNA of Sorex araneus (European shrew), 5146 nucleotides long. RefSeq names its product rhomboid like 3 (gene RHBDL3). The record is from RefSeq and is a predicted model, not a curated record. The coding region runs from base 395 to 1609 and encodes 404 amino acids. Gene Ontology annotation, cellular component: membrane. Gene Ontology annotation, molecular function: calcium ion binding; serine-type endopeptidase activity. The transcript is spliced from 9 exons. NCBI's taxonomy places the organism in Eukaryota, Metazoa, Chordata, Mammalia, Eulipotyphla, Soricidae.